Molecule: messenger RNA, 591 nt
Organism: Perkinsus marinus ATCC 50983
Lineage: Eukaryota; Perkinsozoa; Perkinsida; Perkinsidae
Exons: 6
Coding region: 1-591 (196 amino acids)
Source: RefSeq, a predicted model, not a curated record
AUGCCAAUAGAUGUAUACGGUGGAAUAGUGAAGGCUAUGUUGGCUUAUGUGGACGAGAGAACCUUCAUGGUAACUGCGGAACUCAUCAGGAACCCGCCAGGCUUCAUAGGUGGUCGUCGUUCCUGGGGUGAUUUGCUGUUUCUACGCGGAUGCGCUGUGAAUACGAUCCUAGUUGUGCCUCUUAUCGGGCUGGGAGGUUUCUGCUUACAACAACAUCGUGACCGCUUGGGCUUGUACGUGGACAUGGAUCCCGAGAGGCUCCCGUCCAAGCUCGAGAUUGCAGCUCAAAUGAUUCAUUGGUUAUUCCACGCGAGUCCGUAUCUGUAUAGGAGGGUCCACAAGGUCCAUCACGAAUACCCAGCGCCCAAUGCAUUCACCUCAUUAUGGCCGUGGAUUAUGUGGUUCGAUCAUCAGCCUGACUUUGACGAUUUCCACCAUGAGAAAUCCCACGUCAAUUACGGGAACAUGGGAUUCCUAGAUAGAAUAAAUGGUACUGACGGUUUAUGGCGAACGCAUUUGGCUCAGCUAAGAGCCCUGCAGAAGGACGAAGGACUAGAGGCUACGAAUGUCACGAAUCGCUAUUGUGACUAA